CUUUUUCACAUCACUAAACGCUGACGUGCCGCAAAAAAUUGUUUACGUGAAAACUAGAAAGAUAAAAUAGAAAUACCGAACAAAAUGCUUGACAUUCAGACACAUAUGGACUUUGCCGGCCAGGGAAAAGCGGAGCGUUGGUCCCGGUUCAUCAUUACAUUUUUCGGGAUUGUCGGCCUGAUUUACGGAGCCUUUGUACAGCAAUUUUCACAAACUGUUUAUAUCCUGGGAGCAGGAUUCGUGCUCUCCUCCUUGAUCACCAUUCCACCCUGGCCCUUGUACCGUCGCAAUGCCCUCAAAUGGCAGAAACCCAUUGAAACGGAUGCCAAAUCCUCCAGUUCCGAAUCCGGGGAUGAGGGCAAGAAGAAGAAGAAGUAGUCUUAGCCAACA
Messenger RNA from Drosophila suzukii, 390 nucleotides. RefSeq names its product Signal peptidase complex subunit Spase12 (gene Spase12). Lineage: Eukaryota; Metazoa; Arthropoda; Insecta; Diptera; Drosophilidae. The record is from RefSeq and is a predicted model, not a curated record. Gene Ontology annotation, biological process: protein targeting to ER. Gene Ontology annotation, cellular component: signal peptidase complex; endoplasmic reticulum membrane.